AUGUUCAGUGAGGUGAAGAAGUUUGCCAAAGGCCACGCAGCUACUGAUAGAGAUAGCCGGAGUUCAGCCCAGAACAUGCCCAUUUUUGAGAGUUUGAGCAAGAUUGUGGCAAAAGAAGUUGGAGGCAAAGAAAUGAGGCAUGUCAAAUGUGUGGAUCAUGCCUCCAGCGUGAAGCUCUAUUCCUUAUUACUGGAGAAAAAGAGUUACACAAAGUUUUGGAGCCAAGAUGAAGAGCCGAUUGAGAUCUCCCUCCUGGAUAUUCUGGAACCAAGUUCUUCACUGCCAGAUACUGAGGUGAAGGGACCAUUGACCUUCAGUGACACUGUGCUCAAGAAACUGAAGGUUGCUGUGAACGUGGGUGCUGUGGUAGAUACGAACGUAUCGGUGGCAGCAUCAGAGUCCAAAAAAUCCACCCUCCAGUAUCAGAUUGUUACCGUCCCACCACCUAAAUUCGAAGAACUCCGAAAGAGGAAACUGUUGGACCCACAGCCCAGCUACAUGAAGCAAUACCGGCGAUCAGGGAAGAACCUCUAUGUGGUGACAAAGACGGUGGAGCUGCUCAACAGCCCUGUGCUGAGUGACAGCAGCAGUGGGGGUGUUUCUGGAGGUGUCUCCUUCCCUUGGAAUCCUGCCACCAAGGCUAAAGCAGAAGGAGAGGGUCAAACGUCGAGAGAAACGGCGCUGACUCUACAGAAGGGCAUGGUGAUGGCUUAUAAGAAGAAGCUGCUGGUUUGUGAGAAUAGUGGGUGGAGUGUUAUUGAGGUCUCGGAUGAUAAAAAGAAGAAAACCUUCGAAGAACUUGAGUUUAGAGGAAUAUCAAGAGGAAUCCCAUUUGCUUCCCUGAUCUCCGCAGAAAUGUGGUGUGGUUCUGUCAGUCCGAUCCCCCCGAUAGGAAGCAUAGAGGAACCCUCUGGGCAAGAUUUCAAAUGCCUGGAAAAAGAGGUUUUCAUGAACAUGGAGAAGGUGGCUUUGCUCUCAAGGAACAUUCGGGCUGUCAUGUUCACUAACAUCCAAGCUAUGCUGGGGGACCGACAGGCUCUGCAGGACCUCAUGGACACGCUUGACCAGGAGAAGCCCUUGGGUCAUUUGAGUGGCCCUGGUGCCACCAUCUUGGAUGAGCUGGGAAGGAUCCCAGGGUACCCACAUGUUGACCCAGUGGACCUCAUCCUUUACCUGCUUGAAGCCAUAAUGGUGCUGAGUGACACCCAGCACGCUCUGCUGGCCCAGUCCAUGGAGAAGAGGAUCCUGCCCUGUCAGCGGGAGCUGGUGCGGAGCAUCCUGGAGCCCAACUUCAAGUACCCCUGGUGGAUUCCCUUCACCCUUGACUCCAAGCUCCUCACCCCCCUGCAGGGUGAGGGUGUGGCCAUCACCUCUGGGCUGCUGCAGGAGUGUGGGCUGAGGAUGGAGCCGAAUAACCCCAGGUCCACCUGGGAUCUGGAAGCCAAGGAGCCCCUGUCAGCCCUGUUUGCAUCCCUAUGUCUGCUGCAGCAGCUGACAGAGGCCUGAUCCGCCCCCAACCCCCUUAGGCAUCCAAACCCGAGACAGACUCCUGCUCCAAACUGUCUGUGCUGUGUUGUCAUCCAUGGGCUGGGGGGACAUGGGUCCUUUCUGAAUGGGGACCAUUCAGGACUGGAGGAAAGUUCUGGGGUGAUGGAAAUACUCUACAUCUUGCUAAGGAUUAAUUAUUCAUCAAAACUCAACAAACAUGGCCUCCAUGGUGGCCUAGCAGUUAAGUCUCAGCGCUAUCACCACUAUGGCCUGAGAGUGAUCCCCAGCCAGGGAGCAACCCACAUGGCACAGCAGACCUCUCCUGUCUCACCUGCUCCCCUCAGCAGUGUAUUUCAAUAGAUCUGCCUGUUCUGCUCCCCACUCUGUCUCUGGUGAAUCCUCUCACCCCCUACACCUCUGGCCUACACCCCAGCUCUUCUAUGCAAAUAACAAAACAAAACAAAAACCCCAAAACCCAAACCAAAUAAACAAAUGGGAGGAAUCAGAAUAUGCAGCAUAGAACAAAGAAAGUACAUAGGCUGCAUUUUAAGAUAAUCAUUAGCAUAUUAAGAAAAACAGGAGAAAAGUGUUGCAUUAACGUUGCUCUUUAAAACACAACAUUGAGAGGAUACAGCAGAGCUAUUAGAAAUUAAAACUAUUAUAACAUAAGAAAGUC
Talpa occidentalis (Iberian mole) is the source of this 2164-nucleotide messenger RNA. Its product is annotated as gasdermin-C-like. Gene Ontology annotation, molecular function: phosphatidylinositol-4-phosphate binding; phosphatidylserine binding; phosphatidylinositol-4,5-bisphosphate binding. NCBI's taxonomy places the organism in Eukaryota, Metazoa, Chordata, Mammalia, Eulipotyphla, Talpidae. Gene Ontology annotation, biological process: defense response to bacterium; pyroptotic inflammatory response. The record is from RefSeq and is a predicted model, not a curated record. Bases 1 to 1506 code for a protein of 501 amino acids. The transcript has 14 exons.